Messenger RNA from Wasmannia auropunctata (little fire ant), 1447 nucleotides. Its product is annotated as peritrophin-48-like. The coding region runs from base 133 to 1176 and encodes 347 amino acids. Gene Ontology annotation, molecular function: chitin binding. Lineage: Eukaryota; Metazoa; Arthropoda; Insecta; Hymenoptera; Formicidae. The record is from RefSeq and is a predicted model, not a curated record. The transcript is spliced from 2 exons. Gene Ontology annotation, cellular component: extracellular region.
UAAAAGGCGAUGCGCUUUAAUUCAACCAGUCAUGUCCAACUGACUAAUUAGUGAGGUGUUGUAACAAGAAUUUUAUAUAUAAAAUACGAAAUUUAUCUUUUCUUCACGUACGAAUAAAAUAAGUGGCAGGCGAUGGAGGGAAUACACCUAAUCGCCAUCGCCUUUCUGGCAUUCGGGACCGUGAUUCCCGCAAAUAAAUUACCUUUUGAAGCUGAAUACGAAUGUCCAUAUCCAGACGCUUGUCCUACAAAAUUAAUACCUCACGAAAGGGAUUGCGAUAAGUAUUAUGAGUGCAGAGAAGGUCAGAGGGAAUUGCGUUAUUGCAACAGCGGUACUUACUUUAGCAAAAAAUGGUAUGGUUGCGUCGCACUGGAGAUUUCGGAUUGUUAUUCCCGUCCGACCCCUCCGACUCCUUCGACUCCUCCGACCCCUCCGACCCCUCCAACCCCUCCGACUCCGCCUCCGAUUCAUUACAACUGCGAGAUAAAUGGCGAAUUGGUGCCGCACGAAUGUGUAUGCACUAAUUUCUACGAGUGCAAAUAUUAUCGAAAAGCUCUACGUGAAUGCCCGCGCGGCUUCUACUUUAACAAACCAACGAGGACUUGCGAACCUGGAAAUUGCAACACGACUCCGACUUUGAAUCCGCCCGCGUGCACGGAAGGCGAAUUAAUACCUCAUGAGUGCCAAUGCGAAAAUUAUUACUUGUGCAAGGGCGGUCGGAAGGCCUUGCGUAAGUGCCCUGAAGGACAGCUCUUCGACAGAAACUCGCGGACUUGCAUUGUUACUAACGAAUGCCCAGGGGAAAAACCAAAAAACUGCACAAACGGUGAAACGAAGAAACAUGAUUGUGACUGCGAUAAGUAUAUAAAAUGCAUUAACGACGAUUGGUGGUUAGAGGUUUGUCCAGACGGAGAACAUUAUAGCAAGAAGGAGAAAAAAUGCGUGGAUAAAUAUCGCGCCAACUGUGCAGCUGGUAUAUGCCCCCCAAAUCCUCCUUCAAAAUGGAAUCACGAAUGCGAUUGUAGAUUAUUUUACACGUGCGUAAAUGCAACGAAGCAAAUAAACGAAUGUAAUUGGGGAAACUACUUCGAUAAAAUUAAUCUAAAAUGCGAUGACGCGGCAAAGGUGAAGAAAGGCACAAACUGUACAAAUUCGUGGGACACGUGGCUGCAGUAGAUAAUCGCAUCGAUUUUGAAAAAAGCAUAAAAAAGUUAAGAAUGACGAGGAGAUAUCUGAGAAGCAAAUUACACGCUUGCUAAAACUAUACUGCUAUUUUUGUAGGAGUAGAUAAUUUUGAUAAGAUAUUUUAAUAAAUCUGAUAAUCUGAGAUUGUAUUGAAACGUUAAUUAUUACUUUGAUCACCUGAUAGAGAGUAUAGUAUGGCAGAUUACGAAAACAUGAUUUGUUAUUUCCAAUUCAAAUAAAAUAUAACUUAUGAAAAUAAAAA